Molecule: messenger RNA, 1626 nt
Organism: Hansenula ciferrii
Lineage: Eukaryota; Fungi; Ascomycota; Saccharomycetes; Phaffomycetales; Wickerhamomycetaceae
Gene: PEX29
Product: Pex29p
Exons: 1
Coding region: 1-1626 (541 amino acids)
Biological process (GO): peroxisome organization
Cellular component (GO): peroxisomal membrane
Source: RefSeq, a predicted model, not a curated record
AUGGAUUCAGUUUCAAGUUUUUUCCAAUGGGAAAAUGAAGAAGGUGGUGGUUCACAAAGAAGUCAUAUCAAGAGUAGCUCAAGUUCUUCAUUACCUUUUGAUUUUAAUUUCUUCAAUCAUAAUAAUCCAUCGUCGGCUGAUGAUGAUACACAGCAACAAAUUCAAUCUCAACAAACUGGUGGUUCAUCUCAAAAUGAUCCUGAUACAUCAAUAUCAUCACCAUCAACUAAAAUUAAUAAGAACUCACCAAUCAGUACAAAACAAAAACAACAAAAUUAUAUGUCUCAACAAUUAACUGAUAAACUUAUAGAAAAAUUAUUUUCAAUUGCAUUACCUCCAUCAAGUGAAGUUGCUGCAGAUGCUUUAGAAGGAAGAGUUCAAGCUGGUAAACUACGACCAGGACUUUCCGUUCAAACAAUGAGUAGAAAUUUUAUUCAAUUAAAUUCAAGAUUAUCUUUCCCUUUUGAAUUAAUUGAUAAAAUAAUUAAAUUUUUCAAUUGGGAUAAUCCAAAAUUAACUUUAACUAUUUUAGUUAUUUAUACUCAUUUAAUUUUAAAACCAAUGGCAAUGUUAUUUGCAUUACCAUUUUUCCUUAUAGUGAUUUAUAUUAUGGUACCAGCUUAUACUUUAGUUCAUCAACCUGAAAAUCAUUCAAUCUUGGGUAAAUCAAAUCCUAUCUUAGCUGAAGGUCCACAAUUAAAUGAGAUUGAAAUUCCAAAACCUGCACAUGAAAUUUCAAGAGAAUUUAUAUUAAAUUUAACAGAUUUACAAAAUCAUAUGUUAUUAUAUGUUAUUGCAUGGGAUUUUAUAAAUAAUUUAUUAAGUAAAUUUGCUUAUUUCAUUGAUGAAUCAAUUUCAAGUUUUUUUUAUCUAAGUUUUUUAUCAAUUGGUUUAGGAUUUUAUUUAUUUAUUGAUAAAAUUUGGUGGUUAAUACCUUUUAAAUUUUUAUUAAUUUCAUUUGGUUGGGGUUUAACUAUAAUUUUCCAUCCUUUAUAUAAAGAUUUUUUCUUUAAUUUAAUUUAUUCAGAAAGAACAAGAUAUUAUUUUUUAAAUAAAACAAAUAAAUUUGAAUCAAUAUUAGAGGAAAAUUUUGGAUUUAUUGAACCUCAAGAACAAAGAGAAGUGGAAAUUUUUGAAAUUCAAAAAUUUGAUAAAGAAUCAAAAGAAUGGAAUUUUUUUUGUUAUUUAAAUAAUGAUUUUACAAAAUUAUCUCAAAAAAGAUUAAAUUGUAAAUAUCAUAAUCAUAUUAAUAAUAAUAAUUAUAAUAAUUUUGAUAUGAUUGGUACAAAUCAAAUUCAAAAUGUUAAACCACCAAAAGAUUGGGAUUUUAUUAAAAAUGAUCAAUGGAAAAUUGAUUUAAAUCCUGAAAAUUGGGUACAACAAAAUUUACUAAAUGAUUUUGUUAAAAUUGAUAAUGAAACUAAAUGGGUUUAUGAUUUAGAUAAAAAUGAUUUUAAAGGUGAAUUUAGAAGAAGAAGAUGGAUUAGAAGUGUAACAAGAUUUUCUGAAAUUGAAUUUAAUAAACAUCAAAAUGAAAAUGACGUGGAUCAAGAUCAACAACAAGCUUCACAUUCUCCAACAACUUCACAUUUUGAAUUAGAUUCUUCAAGAACUUAUUCAUCAUGA